Molecule: messenger RNA, 851 nt
Organism: Wyeomyia smithii (pitcher-plant mosquito)
Lineage: Eukaryota; Metazoa; Arthropoda; Insecta; Diptera; Culicidae
Product: cilia- and flagella-associated protein 276
Exons: 2
Coding region: 149-673 (174 amino acids)
Source: RefSeq, a predicted model, not a curated record
GAUCAAACAUGCACUGACUUCUGGUCACGCCAUUUUUCUGUCUAGUUGCGAAGUUUGCAGAUGUUUUGUUAUUGCUAAACUGACGAAAAAAAAUCCUCUGUAAUAGUGAUUUAUUUUCUAUUGUUGGAGAAGAAUAAAAACUUUGAAAAUGAAACAAUGUGCUUCCGAUAUCAAACGUGAACGUAACGAAAAUCACAUCCCCAACAUUGCCGGUGAAGGGUGUUACUUAAAGCAGCUACCUGCACCAACCAAUACCGACGCCUGUCUGCUAUGGUCUGACGGAAUUAGCCCGAACGAACGAGUAUUCUAUCAUCAAACCCUCUGUUCUGCUCGGAGGGCAGCAAAUUUUUUAACUUUAGGACCGAUACCUCGAGACUCGUUAGACAUCAACUUAGCCUCCCAGUAUGAUCAUUCGACCGAAUUGUUCAAAGGAAAAAACGAAGUUGUUCUGCAGGAGGAAACCCUUGGCUGUACAACAUUCCGUCGGUUGCGAAACACUCGUGAUCUAAGCCCGGAAAAGAUAAUCCCGCUUAAACAUCCACUUCACAUUGGUGGACUGAGAGAAAAACCUUCGCCCAACAGUGUCAAGCUUAUGAACAUUGGACCACACACUCCUCUCACCAAUCCAGGCUAUUCUAGACAAACUGGAGAUGGUAACUUCUUUAACUAUUAAAUCUUUUUUAGAAUGUUCGGAUAAAAUAAAUUUCUUACCAAUGCCAUUAUGAUGCAGAACUUCAAUUACGAUUUAUUUCGUUGGUUCUAUCCAUUCAUAUAGUUAGUAGUUAUUUCGUGUGUGUUCAUUAGCUUAAAAUAUAGCAUUUACUUGAAUAUAGUAGCAGAAAUGAAAGAUU